AAAAUAACCUCAGUUCUGUCAAAAAUAUAACGUCGGCAUGUGACAUUUCACAAUGAUGCAAUCAAUUUAACAAUCGAGCGUUUAUUAAAUAUUAAUUUAACAACAAAAAUACGCACCGUUUGCACUCAUGACGUCAAAGAAAUCAAUUUAAAAUGGAAUUUUUGGGAGAGGCGAUCAUCCUGGGGGUGGACGCAAUAAUAUUUGGGGUCUGUUUCACCGAGUACGUCAAAAAUAGGGGUGCAAUUGGAAAAAUAAAGUCUGCCCCUUAUCUGGAAAUUCACAGGGAUCUGAAAGAUAUCGUCCAGAGUCAUCCAAACCAAAAAAUACCGUACGUUAUUAUACGAGGAACUGUAAAACCGCUUGGUAAUCCGGUGAUUAGUGCAAAUAAUCCUCAAAUAACUGGUGUGGUGCAAUCUUUAAGUAUUCGCGAACAUGUAGUACAAAGAAGUAGUGCUGGAUUUUGGUCUGAUCAAGAAAGAAUUAUUAACGAAAGUCAUAAUGUUACUCCAUUUGUUCUACAAACAAGUGGAAGUAAUGUGGAAAUAUUGGACCCUUUGGCCGCUGAAAUAUUGGAUAUGGACGUUAUUAGCAAUCAAUUUAAUCCAAAUCAACCAAAGGUAAUGGAUCAUGUGUGGGCUUUUUUUGUUGGAAUAAAACAAAAAGGGGUACAAACAACAGAAAAAAUGUUAAGAACUAAUGCAAUUAUAACUGGAAUAGGAGAAUUAGUAACCUCAAGUGAUGGUAAAAGAGUUAAAUUACAACCACCGACUAAUGGUUCGCCAUACUUCUUAACGACAAUGCAAGUUUCUUCAUUAUUAAGAAAAUUAGAAAGUAGUAAAAAAACUUAUAAAAUUAUCUGUGUAUUAUGUGCUAUGGUAGGCGUAUUUGUUGGUGGGAUAAUUGCAAAAGGAUUUAUGAAAAAACGAAGAGUAAAAUUAGAAGAAAUGAGACGAAGAGAAGAACUUCAAAGAAGUAGAAAAGAAAGAAGAAAGAGAGUAAGAGAUGAAGAUUUACCUGAAAAUCAAAUUUGUGUUGUGUGCAAAGUGAAUCCUAGAGAAAUUAUUUUAUUACCAUGUGGACAUGUGUGUUUAUGCGAAGAUUGUUCAAUUGACAUUCAAGACUAUUGCCCUGUAUGUCGGUCUAAAAUUGAUAAGAAAUCGGCUGCUUAUAUUUCUUAGCAUUUUUAAAUAAUGCUUGUUGAUUUUAUGUACAUAUUUUUUUUAAUAAAAAAUAAAAUAAAAACAAAUUUG
This is a messenger RNA of Onthophagus taurus, 1250 nucleotides long. RefSeq names its product mitochondrial E3 ubiquitin protein ligase 1-like. Gene Ontology annotation, biological process: organelle organization; protein ubiquitination. Gene Ontology annotation, molecular function: ubiquitin-protein transferase activity. The record is from RefSeq and is a predicted model, not a curated record. Lineage: Eukaryota; Metazoa; Arthropoda; Insecta; Coleoptera; Scarabaeidae.